Molecule: messenger RNA, 4072 nt
Organism: Paramormyrops kingsleyae
Lineage: Eukaryota; Metazoa; Chordata; Actinopteri; Osteoglossiformes; Mormyridae
Gene: daglb
Product: diacylglycerol lipase, beta
Biological process (GO): diacylglycerol catabolic process; neurogenesis; arachidonate metabolic process
Cellular component (GO): plasma membrane; cytoplasm
Molecular function (GO): triacylglycerol lipase activity
Source: RefSeq, a predicted model, not a curated record
GGGGGAGAUUUCAUAGUGUUACACACAGGGGGGGUAUAUAUUGUGUAUAUAUAUACCGGCAGGGUAGGCUGGCAUAUAUGAUUCCAGCAUUGCUGUCAAAAUUUUCCAGAUUCAUUCGUUUUUCAGUAAUUUCAGUUGCGCUCCAUAAAUAGUAUGAAUGUGCGAAAUAUUCCGAUCGGGCUGACAGCACGCGAGACCCCGUUCUUAGCUGGUUAUACUAGUCUCUUUGUGUACAGAUGCGAUGUUGUUGGUAACUACUGGAAAGCUGAUCCAAAUUAUGGAUUGACAUGCUAGCUACACGCGACGCUGCCUGUAUUAUUCGCUUGAGAAUAUUCAGUGCUAUCUGACUGCUAAUGCGACACAUCCGAUGUCGUAAUCACUUAGCUAUGUUCCAGGAAAAAUUAGUUCCAUGUGUCGGGCGAGAGUAGUGAAAUCACUAAGGAAGUGUUGCGUCUUGCAUGAUACCGCUUGCAGUUAUUUAAUUUGAUUGCUGGUCAUUGAAUAAGGAGAGGCGAAGUUUACCUGUGGUGUUCAGCUAGUGAUAAGGCUAGAGGCGGCGGAUCGUGAGUCAGGAUGCCGGGAAUGGUUGUGUUUGGCCGGCGGUGGGUUAUUGCGAGCGACGAUCUCGUGUUCCCCGGAGCCUUCGAGCUGUUUAUUAGAGUUAUCUGGUGGAUUGGGACUCUGGUUCUGUACACAAAUCAUAAGGGCCGGUUUGAUUGCCCUGGUGGAUCACUUCUACACACAUACCUUGUUGUGCUACUGGUUCUGCUUGCCGCCAUAAUUUUAUCACUCAUUGCAAUUGUUUAUGUCAGUGCUCAGGGGACAAUCACAAACUCGGGGCCUCGGCGAGCUGUCCCCGCACUUCUCUGUCUGCGAGCACUGCUGUAUUUUCCUGAGCUCACAUGGGCAUGUCUUGGUGCCAUAUGGGUAUCGGAUGACAGUCAAGGCUGUAGAGAAGCAGAAGUUGGAGCUGUGAUUGGUGCAGUCAUUGCCAGCUGGGUCAUCUUGUUUUUCACAACAAUUGGAGUGGUCGUUGUGUUUGAUCCGCUGGGCAGCCCGCGGUCCAGGGCCGCGGCGAGUGUCGAGCCAGUGGCGCGGGACCUGGAGAGCAGUGGAUCGAGGCAGCUGCUGUACACGGCACGCUCGCUGGCUGUGCGCGUCUGGGAGUGCCGGCUGCGCCUGCUCUGCUGCUGCCUGCCCCAGGACGACAGCAACAGGGCGGCCUUCUCUAGCAUUGCCCAACUCUUCAGCAGCUUCUUCUCGGACACUGAUCUGGUCCCCAGUGAUAUCGCCGCCGGACUCUCUCUACUUCACCAAGAGCAGGACAAGAAUGAACGGACCCGGGACCCUGAUGAAGUGCUGGCCCAGAGCCCCUCCUCUCCCACAAGGGAAGACUUGCAGAUGGAGCUGGAGGGAGCCGCCCACUUCAUGCAGUUUGCGUUCGCUGCGUACGGCUGGCCCCUGUACGUUUACGCGAAGCCUUUUACUGGGGCUUGCAAGCUGGCCAGGGAAUGCUGUUGCAGACGGGCUUCGGAGUUUGACGCCAUAGAAGGAGACCAUCUGGGCUGUCAUUUCACCUCCGUCCUGCAGAGCACUGGGCUCCAGUACAGAGACUUCAUCCACAUCAGCUUCCAUAACCAGGUUUACGAGAUCCCAUUCUAUGUGGCUUUGGAUCACAGGAAGGAGGCAGUUCUGGUUGCCGUGAGGGGAACUCUGUCGCUCAAGGACGCGCUGACUGACCUGUCGGCCGAAUGUGAGGACUUGCCAGUCGAGGGCGUGAGCGGCACCUGCUACGCUCACAAGGGAAUUGCACAGGCUGCAAAAUACAUCUACAAGAAGCUAAUCAACGACGGUAUUUUGACCCAGGCCAUCAGCGUUGCUCCUGAAUACCAGCUGGUGAUUACCGGCCACAGUCUGGGUGCAGGAGCGGCAGCGGUGCUGGCUGUCCUACUGCGCAGCAUGUACCCCACGCUUCGCUGUUAUGCCUUCUCUCCACCAGGGGGCCUGCUGAGCAAAGCACUUGCGGAUUACACCAAACACUUUGUUGUCUCUGUGGUGCUUGGGAAGGACCUGGUUCCCAGGUUGAGCAUCCCAAACAUGGAGCACUUGAAAGGCAGGAUACUGAAGAUGGUUUCCAACUGCAACAAGCCCAAGUACCAGAUCCUGCUACGCGGUUGCUGGUAUGAGGUGUUUGGGGGCAAGCCAGAUGACUUUCCCACGGAGCUGGAGGGCCGCAGGGAUGAUCAGCUGACCCAGCCGCUGCUUGGGGAACACAGACUCCAACAGCGGUCACUCUCGGACCAGAGCCUGGCCUCUGAGGACUCCCCCAGCCACGUCACCCACCUGCCCCUCUUCCUGCCGGGCCGCAUCCUCCACAUCACAGAGGAGGGGCCCUCCCACAGGUCGUGCUUCUCGCAGCCCAGCUACCGGGCCCAGUGGACCAGCGAGGUGGCCUUCUGCAGCAUCCUAAUCAGCCCGCGCAUGAUCACCCACCACAUGCCCGACGUGGUGCUGUGUGCCCUCCGCAGCCUGACGCAGGACCUGCCCAUCCCCCUCUGUCCAUCUCCACACAGCAACAGCCACCUCAAUGUGGUCUGAGCCAGACUGGUGUGCCGGUCUCCGCCUGCCGCUUCAGGCGAACGGAGAGCCUUGCGGAGAGAUGAAUCCCUAACCCGGACCUGACUACCCUUCCAAACGCACUCAUUUAUCUAAUGGCCGUGACUCUGUAAGAAGGGACAGGUAUCCUUCCUUUCUCACGAGUGGAUCUGGGUGAACGAUCCCACGAGGGAAACACACUUUCUGCUUAACUGCAAUGAACAAUGCUGUGUUUGCAUUCCGGCUAUAUGAGCUUUGACUGUGGAUUUAUUAUGGCACUGGGACUUCGAGGUAUGUUGAUGGAGUCGAGUAUGUAUUCUAUGUUAGUGUGUUUUGCGGUGUGAGCAUUUUUUAUUGUACAGAAAUAAUGGAGGUAGUUAGCACAUCCGUGCAGUGAAAUGCUCAGAAAAUACCACCUUACUGAGACCCGCUGAAGCUUCUCCACUGCGGACAAACUGCUUCCCUGGAAAUACAUUAACGAUGCACGAUGCUUUAUUUAAAUAAGUUUACUCUUUUUUGCAUGAAUGGUCUGGGCUUUUCAAAUGGUAACAAUUACUCAAAUUCCGUUUUUGUGAAGGGUGGUCAUUUUGUCCUGCAAAUGAAUACGGAUGUAAUCUAUUAAACCUCGAGGCAAAAAAUGUUCAAUGGCCAUGUUCAAAUUUUAGUAGAAAUGUACAUUUUUUUUUUGUUUGUUUUAUUUACAUUAAUUGCUUUAUUUAUUCUGCAUUUUUGUUGCAUCCCAUUCCACAGACCUAUUAGGCAACUUAUUUGAUUUUUUUUAUACUGUUUACAUAUAAGCACGGAACCAUUUGAUAUGAUUUAAUUACUUUGUCUGUGGGUUAAACAUCUUUUGGAAAUGUGCUGUUGAUAAGCAUUUUAUGAAUGCCAUUUUAACUUCAUACAUAUAUUUUAUCAGGCAUGCAGGGCCAGGAAUUAUCUGAUACAGAUUUUUUUCAGUAGUUAAAGGAUUGUAUUUGUUUUUUAGAACAUUGAGGUUAAAUCUGUAUGUGUAAAGUUUGUGUCACGCCUUAGUGAUCAAUUCUACUGCAUGUUUGAGUGAUAAUCUGUUAUGUUUAUUUAUCUUUAUCCUUUAAUCCCUGGUCUUGCAAGAUGGUUGCAGCUGUUGAUAUUCCAGCACCAUUUUUGAAUUCAUUUUUUUUUACAAAUAAAUCACAAGCAAGCAGUAGAACUUCAAAGCAAUCAGACAUACCGUGCAUGCCCUACUCUAGGUAAAUUAAAUGUUUGUUUAUUUUUAGCAUAAAAAAAUAUAUGCAAUAUUUUAGCAUUUGUUUUUCACAACCCAUUCAAGCUUAUUUGUCUGUCGCCUUCACAAAACAUGGCUGUUAAAUUGCACAUUAAAUGCACUUGUGCCAGUGGCAAGGAGCAUGGAUGCAUAUAUGCAAACUCUCAAACCGGUAUUUGUGAUAUAAUUUCCUUGAUCUGUACUAAAAUUAGAAAAAGCAAACUUGAGAAUCCA